Molecule: messenger RNA, 2873 nt
Organism: Lagenorhynchus albirostris (white-beaked dolphin)
Lineage: Eukaryota; Metazoa; Chordata; Mammalia; Artiodactyla; Delphinidae
Gene: NUDCD1
Product: NudC domain containing 1
Exons: 10
Coding region: 91-1842 (583 amino acids)
Source: RefSeq, a predicted model, not a curated record
CACGCCGCCUCGCAGCCACGGUAAUAUGCGUGAAGCGCGGACCUUUCAACCCGAACUUUAUUAAUUCUCACGCUAGGCCCCCGGAAGGCGAUGGAGGUGGCCGCUAAUUGCUCCCUGCGGGUGAAGAGACCUCUGUUGGAUCCCCGCUUCGAGGGUUAUAAGCUUUCCCUCGAGCCACUGCCCUGUUAUCAGCUGGAGCUUGACGCAGCUGUGGCAGAAGUAAAACUUCGAGAUGAUCAGUAUACACUGGAACACAUGCAUGCUUUUGGAAUGUAUAAUUACCUACACUGCGAUUCAUGGUAUCAAGACAGUGUCUACUAUGUUGAUAACCUUGGAAGAAUUAUGAAUUUAACAGUGAUGCUGGACACUGCCUUAGGAAAACCACGAGAGGUGUUUCGACUUCCUACAGAUUUGAUAGCAUAUGACAAUCGCCUUUGCGCAUCCAUGCAUUUCACAUCUUCUACUUGGGUUACCUUGUCAGAUGGAACUGGAAGAUUGUAUCUCAUUGGAACGGGUGAACGUGGAAAUAGUGCUUCUGAAAAAUGGGAGAUUAUGUUUAAUGAAGAGCUUGGAAAUCCUUUUAUCAUAAUUCACAGUAUCUCAUUGCUGAAAGCUGAAGAACAUUCGAUAGCUACCCUGCUUCUUCGAAUAGAGAAAGAGGAAUUGGAUAUGAAAGGAAGUGGUUUCUAUGUUUCCUUGGAGUGGGUCACUAUUAAUAAGAAAAGUAAAGAUAAAAAAAAAUAUGAAAUUACUAAGCGUAAUAUUCUCCGUGGAAAGUCAGUGCCCCAUUAUGCCGCUAUUGAGCCCAAUGGGAAUGGUCUAAUGAUUGUCUCUUACAAGUCCUUUACAUUUGUUCAAGUUGGUCAAAAUCUUGAAGAAAGUAAGGAUGAAGACAUGUCAGAGAAAAUCAAAGAACCUCUGUAUUACUGGCAACAGACUGAAGAUGAUUUGACAGUAACAAUAUCGCUUCCAGAAGACUGUACUAAGGAAGACAUUCAAAUACAGUUUUUGCCUGAUCAUGUCAACGUUGUGCUGAAGGGUCAGAGGUUUUUGGAAGGAAAUCUCUAUUCAUCUAUUGAUCAUGAAAGCAGUACAUGGAUAAUUAAAGAGAAUAAUAGCUUGGAGAUUUCCUUGAUUAAGAAGAAUGAAGGACUGACAUGGCCAGAGCUAGUGGUCGGUGAUAAACAGGGGGAAUUUAUUAGAGACUCAGCCCAGUGUGCUGCAAUAGCUGAACGUUUGAUGCAUUUGACCUCUGAUGAACUGAAUCCAAAUCCAGAUAAAGGUAAACCUCCUUGUAAUGCUCAAGAGUUAGAAGAAUGUGAUAUUUUCUUUGAAGAGAGCUCCAGUUUAUGCAGAUUUGAUGGCAGUACAUUAAAAACUACUCAUGUGGUGAAUCUUGGAAGCAACCAGUACCUUUUCUCUGUCAUAGUGGAUCCUAAAGAAAUGCCCUGCUUCUGUCUGCGCCAUGAUGUUGAUGCCCUUCUCUGGCAGCCACACUCUGGCAACCAAGACGAUAUGUGGGAGCAUAUCGCAACUUUCAAUGCUUUAGGCUACGUCCAAGCAUCAAAGAGAGACAAAAAAUUUUUUGCCUGUGCUCCAAAUUACUCUUACGCAGCCCUUUGCGAGUGCCUUCGACGAGUUUUCAUCUAUCGUCAGCCCACUCCCAUGUCCACUGUACUUUACAAUAGGAAGGAAGGCAGGCAAGUAGGGCAGGUUGCUAAGCAGCAAGUAGCAAGCCUAGAAACCAGUGAUCCUAUUUUAGGCUUUCAAGCAACAAAUGAGAGAUUAUUUGUUCUCACUACCAAAAACCUCUUUUUAAUAAAGGUAAAUACAGAGAAUUAAUUACUCCAACAUGUUGGCUUCUCUGUACUGGAAAAGUAUUCAGUGGUAGCUGGAAGGCUGGGCAGUUGUGCUGUAAUCUGUUAAGUUUUUAUUGUGUUAAAAUUAUCUUGUAUGAAUUUAUUUUUUAAAGGAUAUUGGAAAUAUAUUCGAGAUUAUGAGUCUAUAAAAGCUAUGGAAUGAAGCUGCAAAUUUAGAGAAAAUUAGCUUCUGUAAAAAAUGUAAAGAUAGUAUUAGCAAGUAUAAUUAAUUUUUUAAAAACAGGCUAGAAUCUCAUCUUUUAUAUGAAAGAUGUACAAUUCAUGUUUAAAUAAAAAUAUUUAUCAUGUAUUCUUUGUUCACCGAUACAGUUUCUACUUCUUUACCUAUAGAAUGUAUAGGAUAAUGGUUAAAGUGUUGAUUCUUGUAAAUACUUUUUAAAUGGACUGAAUAGCUGGGGCAGAGGGAGAAAUAUAACAGGUACAGCAGGUCUAGUACUGUUAAAGUUUGCUGAGAGACCUUAAGUGUUUUUUCAUAUUAAAUAUAACUUUAUUUAACUUUUAUCCAUUUGGUCUUCCACAGACAUAAAUAAAGAGAGAUGAUAAGGUUCUACGAAGUGUAGCUCUUAUCCAUUGCCAUAUAACAAACCACUCCAAAACUCAAUGGCUUAAAACAGGAUGUUUUAUAAUUUUUCAUGGUUCAUUGACUUGACUGUCUCUGGUCUGCAUGGCGUUUCCUCCUCCAGUAGGCUAGACCGUGUUUCUUCCCAUGACAGAAAAAAACAUUACAAGAGGGCAAGCCCUAAUGUACAAGAGUUUAUCAAGCCUGCACUUGCAUCAUAUUUGCUCAUCUUCCAUUGAACAAAGCAAUUCUAGAGUCAGUGUGAGAGUGGAGUACACAAGGAUACAGAUAGCAGGUGGUAUGAUUCACUGGGAGCCAUUUAUGUAGCAGUCUACCAUACAAAUUAUAAUUCAUCCUGGUAGUUCUCCUUACAUUUCUACAGUUAAGAAAAAGUAAUCCUGUUUGUUUAUACAUUAAAUAUGUUUUGCCAUGAA